GUGUGCAAUUGGCAAACCGCGAGAUGACAAGCAAGCACAAGUCGCGUGCACAGUCUCAUCAGUCUCUCUCUGUCACCCGUGACACACACAACUCACGGACACUGGAACAGUCAGACUUCCAUCCGUCCUGUCAUGACUCUGACACAACAAUAUUCACUGACACAGAUGCAGACACAUCCUGACACACAUCCUGUGCUCUUUAUGUUGCCGCAACCAUGGAUACGUGGUCAUUUAUUACAUCGCUGACCCAGCGACCGAGCAUCAUUGGAAGAUUAGAGCAGCCGACAAGAAGACAAGACUACGACAAGAAGACAAGAAGCCACCAGCACAAUGACUGAAGAGAACAUCCCGGGAGUGGUGAUCGACAAUGGCUCCGGCGUUAUCAAGAGUGGCUUUGCCGAUGCUGACGCACCCCACGCCGUCUUUCCUUCCAUCGUUGGCCGUCCACGCCACCAUGCACACCACUCCGCCUUUAUUGGACCGAACGCCCAGAGCAAGCGUGGCAUACUUGCACUUGAAUACCCCAUUGAGCACGGCAUCGUGACCAACUGGGACGACAUGGAGAAGAUCUGGCACCACACCUUCUGCGACGAGCUCAAGGUGGAUCCUGAGAACCAUUCUGUCCUCCUCACGGAAGCUUGCCUCAACCCCCGAGCCAACCGCGAGAAGAUGGCCCAGAUCAUGUUUGAGACGUUCAAGACACCUGGCGUGUACGUUGCCACAGCUCCAGUAUUGUCGCUGUUCGCUUCCGGACGCACCACUGGCGUGGUUGUGGACUGUGGUGAUGGCGUGACGCAGAUUGUGCCUGUGUACGAAGAUUGCUUCCUUCGGCACACCAUUCAGCGCCUCGACCUUGCCGGCCGCGAUCUCACCGACUACAUGAUCAAGCUGCUGGAUGGGCACGCGUACACCUUCAGGUCGACGGCUGAGCGUGACAUUGCCCGUGGUGCCAAGGAGAAGCUCUCCUACGUCGCCCUCGAUUACGAACAGGAGAUGUCAGCUAAUUGUGCUGACGUUGAAGAUUGGUAUGAGCUUCCCGAUGGCCAGGUUCUGAGCGUCUGCCACGAGCGCUUUCGCUGUGCAGAGCCGCUCUUCCAACCUCACAUCCUCGGUCUAGAGAUGGCUGGCAUUCACGAACUCACCUACAACUCGAUUUCGCGGUGCAACGAUAACAUCCCUGAGGAACCGUUCGCCAAUCCCGAAAUUGUGCUUGCUGGCGGCACCACCAUGAUGCCGGGCUUUGUCGAACGCAUGCACAAAGAGAUCACCGCCCUUGCGCCAUCCACCAUGAAUAUCAAGAUCAUUGCUCCUCCCAAGCGCAAGCAGGCUGCAUGGCUCGGCGGCUCCAUCCUCGCCUCCCUCUCCACCUUCCAGCAGACGUGGAUCACCAAGGCCGAGUAUGACGAAGUCGGGCCGUCUAUUGUCCACCGCAAGUGUUGGUCCUAAACACACACACAGGUCUGGGCGCGCGCGCGCGUGUGUGUGUAUGUGUGUGUCUGUCUGUCUGUCUGUGUGUGUGUGUGUGUGUGUGUGUGUGUG
Messenger RNA from Salpingoeca rosetta, 1539 nucleotides. Its product is annotated as actin-1. The record is from RefSeq and is a predicted model, not a curated record. The transcript has a single exon. Bases 331 to 1446 code for a protein of 371 amino acids. NCBI's taxonomy places the organism in Eukaryota, Choanoflagellata, Craspedida, Salpingoecidae.